This is a messenger RNA of Cynocephalus volans (Philippine flying lemur), 1146 nucleotides long. RefSeq names its product transgelin (gene TAGLN). The coding region runs from base 102 to 707 and encodes 201 amino acids. The record is from RefSeq and is a predicted model, not a curated record. The transcript has 5 exons. Gene Ontology annotation, molecular function: protein binding. Lineage: Eukaryota; Metazoa; Chordata; Mammalia; Dermoptera; Cynocephalidae.
UUAAACCCCUCACCCAGCCAGCGCCCCAUCCUGUCUGUUCCAGUCCAGACAGAGGCCUCACUCCUUCCUGCGAGCCCCGAGGAACCCCUCUCUCCCCCAACAUGGCCAACAAGGGUCCUUCCUAUGGCAUGAGCCGCGAAGUGCAAUCCAAAAUUGAGAAGAAGUAUGACGAGGAGCUGGAGGAACGGCUGGUGGAGUGGAUUGUAGUGCAGUGUGGCCCUGAUGUGGGCCGCCCAGACCGUGGGCGCCUGGGCUUCCAGGUCUGGCUGAAGAACGGCGUGAUUCUGAGCAAGCUGGUGAACAGCCUGUAUCCUGAUGGCUCCAAGCCAGUGAAGGUGCCUGAGAACCCACCCUCCAUGGUCUUCAAGCAGAUGGAGCAGGUGGCCCAGUUCCUGAAGGCAGCUGAGGACUAUGGGGUCACCAAGACUGACAUGUUCCAGACUGUUGACCUCUUUGAAGGCAAAGACAUGGCAGCAGUGCAGAGGACCUUGAUGGCUUUGGGCAGCUUGGCAGUGACCAAGAAUGAUGGUCACUACCGUGGAGAUCCCAACUGGUUUAUGAAGAAAGCGCAGGAGCACAAGAGGGAAUUCACAGAGAGCCAGCUGCAGGAGGGAAAGCAUGUCAUUGGCCUUCAGAUGGGCAGCAACAGAGGGGCCUCGCAGGCCGGCAUGACAGGCUACGGACGACCCCGGCAGAUCAUCAGUUAGAGGGGGGGCCUGCCGAGCCCCGCCAACCCCAGCUCCCCGGCCGCAGCCAUCCCGCUUAGCCCGCCUCACCCACACCUGUGUAGUUCCUUCAGCCCUGGCCAAGCUUUGAGGCUCUGUCACUGAGCAAAGGCGACUGCACGUGGGCAGCUCCCCCUGCUGCCUCAGCCCAACUUCUGACCCCAAAGCACCACUGCCCUGGUCCCUCUGCCCAGCUGUCCCCACCACCUCUAUUGUCUCUCCCCAUCCUGGGCUAAGCAGGGGGGAAGUGGGCUGGGGAUAGCCUGGGUAUAGGCAAGUCCACUGUCCUCCUUGGCAGCAAAAGCCCACUGAAGGAGACCCAGCCCAGCCUCUCCCAUCUUUUCCUGGAAUAUUCUCGUGUUUGAAACUCAAAAAGGAAAAAAAUAUAUACAUCAAUCUUUUCUCAGGCCUGGCUGGCCGA